Molecule: messenger RNA, 2225 nt
Organism: Cottoperca gobio
Lineage: Eukaryota; Metazoa; Chordata; Actinopteri; Perciformes; Bovichtidae
Gene: gba1
Product: glucosylceramidase beta 1
Exons: 12
Coding region: 176-1738 (520 amino acids)
Biological process (GO): glucosylceramide catabolic process
Molecular function (GO): glucosylceramidase activity
Source: RefSeq, a predicted model, not a curated record
GUCACAUGACUUUCCCAAAGUCCCAUUUGAUCGCCAAAACAAAGUGGUCGGAGGAAGCGCUGGUAUGGCAGAUUGGACAAAGUUAAAGUGACGGUCGAGUGUGAAUAUUUUUAAAUCAGCCCGCGGGACAUGCGAGUGUUUCUAUCUGCAACCUCUGAGUCUGUUUCUAGAUAAAAUGGCGUUGCCAUCAUCUGUACUUUUGGUCCUUGUUUUCCUCAAAGCAGAAGUGACCCUCUCUACAGGAAGCAAUGAAUGUGUUGCCAGAAACUUUGGCCAUGGAUCUGUGGUGUGUGAGUGUAAUUCAACCCACUGUGACAGUGUUGGGUCAGUCGCCUUGCCUCCCCUGGGCCAGUACUCCUCCUACCUGUCCAGCAUGGCCGGCAGCAGACUGGAGGCAGGCCGGGGUCCGGUCCAGGUGAACAGCACCCGGGCAGGCCUCAGGUUGUCUAUCGUUCCCUACCAGAAGUACCAGAAGAUCAGGGGAUUCGGUGGAGCUAUGACAGAUGCAGCAGCCAUUAACAUCCUGUCUCUAUCUGCUGGUGCACAGGACCAGCUGCUGCGACAGUACUUUUCCCCUGAAGGUAUUGGCUACAGCGUGGUGCGUGUCCCCAUGGCCAGUUGUGACUUCUCCACCCGUCUGUACACGUAUGCCGACACGCCUGGAGACUACAACCUGGACAAUUUCACGCUGGCCAAUGAGGACAUCAACAUGAAGAUCCCUCUCCUGCGGCGUGCUCAGGCCUUGUCUCCUGGCCCCCUGUCUCUGCUGGCCAGCGCCUGGAGCGCCCCCGCCUGGAUGAAAACUAACGGUGCUCUCAUAGGAAAGGGCUCCCUGAAGGGCCAGCCUGGGGGAAAGGAGCACAAAACCUGGGCUCAGUACUAUAUCAGGUUCCUUGAGGAAUAUGCUAAAUAUAACUUGACCUUCUGGGCUUUGACCACAGGGAAUGAGCCCUCUGCAGGACGGUUCACAAACUACAGUUUCCAGGCUCUUGGCUUCACUCCUGAGGAGCAGAGGGACUGGGUGGCUCUUGAUCUGGGCCCUGCCCUGCACGCGUCUUCACACCCACUCACACACGUCCUCAUACUGGAUGACAACCGCCUGCUGCUGCCUCACUGGGCUAAAGUGAUCCUAAAUGACAUUCAUGCAGGACAAUACAUUCACGGCAUUGCAGUACACUGGUACUUGGACAGCCUUGUCCCAGCAGAGAUGAGCCUGGGAGUCACCCAUCAUCUCUACCCAGAGUAUUACCUGUUUGGCACAGAGGCCUGCUCUGGUUUUAGCACCCUAAACAGAGGGGUGAAGCUGGGGAGCUGGGACAGGGCUGAAAACUACGCACAUGACAUCAUAGAGGACUUAAACCAUUAUGUGGUGGGUUGGACUGACUGGAACCUGGCGUUGGACCAGACUGGUGGGCCAAACUGGGUUAAAAACUUUGUAGACAGCCCUGUUAUAGUGGAUGCACUUCGGGAUGUCUUCUACAAGCAGCCACAUUUCUACAGCAUGGCCCACUUCAGUAAAUUCCUGUGGGAGGGGUCUCAGAGAGUGGGUGUGUCCGCCAGUCAGAAAACACACCUGGAAUACUCUGCCUGCAUCAGACCAGAUGGCUCAGUCGUGCUCAUCGUACUCAACAGGUCAUCAUCAGUGAUCCAGUUUGAAGUCUGGGAUCCCGCUGUGGGCUACAUCUCCUCCACUGCACCGGCUCAUUCACUGCUCACACUUGCUUGGAACACACAAUGAUCAUUAAUACAAGUUGACAUACAUCUCCAUCUCAACCACAUUACCAAUGUGUCUAAGCAUGUAUUAAAAUGCCUCAAACAGUGAGCAUUUCUCGUUGGAACCUGAAGCGGUUAUAACUUUGAGUGCUUUCUUGAUGUGAAGCCACUCGCAAGCAUUUUCUAAUUAACUGGUGCAAGAUUUAUUUUUUAUCUGCCGUGCUUUUCUGCACAGUGGUCACUUAAAUUAACCUUAGCAAAAAAGAAUAACCUCAAUUUGAUUUUCAUUCAAAAGCCUAAAACGCUUUUUAAAGCACAGAUUCCUAUCAGGAAUGGUUCCUGAACGUACUGAAUGUAUUUCUGUUCACCAGAAUGACCGGAAGCUCAACUGGUGCCGCGAAUAAGCUUUUAAAUGUACUUACCAAGAAAUCAUAUAAAUAAUGUACAGAAGUUGUAAAUGCCUUUUGCUGUUGCUAUUUAAUUUCAAAUAAAGUGCAUAUUUUUUAAAACUA